AUGUCCUGCCCCGAUUGCUUCAGCGGCCAUGUACACUCCGGGGAGCCACAGGGCGAGGUGACCAAACUGCACGGACUCGACGUCUACGUUGCAUCGCCAGCGCCAGAGCCAACGGGGAACUCAGCAAUCAGGGGAAUUAUCAUUAUCAUUCCGGAUGCGUUUGGCUGGGAGUUUGUCAAUAACCGGAUACUGGCGGAUCAUUAUGCCCAGAAGGGCGGGUACAGAGUUUAUCUACCGGAUUUCAUGAAUGGACGCUCGUGCCCUGUGUGGGCUAUAAGCCUCAUGGGGGAUCUGUUCAAGACAGAUACCCUGUACGACUGGCUUGUCAAACCCUAUCAUAUCGUUCGCGCGAUGUACGCCAUGCUCCCAUUCAUGUACUUCAACCGCUUCAGCAGAUCCUGGCCCAUCGUCAAGUCAUUCUUCGCCGCCGUCCGCCAGGACGAAGGAGCUCAGCUCCCCAUCGGAGCAGCCGGUUUCUGCUGGGGAGGCAAGCACACUGUCAAUCUGGCUCACGGGGCUGAAGUAGACAGCAAACCAUUGAUCAAUGCUGGAUUCACGGGACAUCCUAGCCUCUUGAGCAUCCCCGGGGAGAUUGAGAAGAUAAAGAUCCCCGUUAGUUUUGCCCUGGGAGAAUUGGAUAUGGUUGUGAAAAAGCCGCAGAUUGAGCAGAUCAAGAACAUUAUGGAGAGUAAGGAUGGGGUUGGUGAGGUGAAAGUUUACUAUGGGGCUAGUCAUGGGUUCUGCGUGCGAGCAGACCAUGUUCUGAAAGAUGCCGAGCAGCAGGCUACUGAAGCAGAAGAUCAGGCUCUGGAUUGGUUCAAUCGCCACUUCGCUAAUGUACAAUAA
Molecule: messenger RNA, 846 nt
Organism: Aspergillus viridinutans
Lineage: Eukaryota; Fungi; Ascomycota; Eurotiomycetes; Eurotiales; Aspergillaceae
Product: dienelactone hydrolase family protein
Exons: 3
Coding region: 1-846 (281 amino acids)
Molecular function (GO): hydrolase activity
Source: RefSeq, a predicted model, not a curated record